This is a messenger RNA of Polychytrium aggregatum, 878 nucleotides long. RefSeq lists its product as uncharacterized. The transcript is spliced from 2 exons. Lineage: Eukaryota; Fungi; Chytridiomycota; Chytridiomycetes; Polychytriales. The coding region runs from base 129 to 611 and encodes 160 amino acids. Gene Ontology annotation, cellular component: mitochondrion. The record is from RefSeq and is a predicted model, not a curated record.
GGACAGUUCGCCGCCGAUCUGGAUCGCCAUCGCCAUCGCCGUCGCUGCCACUGCCCUCCCUGCCGCACCUCAGCCAGCGCCGCUUGCACGCUCUCAGUCUGAGACCGCAUCCGAGACACAUCCAAGCCAUGUUCCUGUCCAGAGUCAGUCGCACCAUCUCGAGAAUGGGCCCGUCAUCACACGGCGUCCGGGCACUGACAUCAUCGGCGACCCACGACGCUUCCCCCCUCCCUGCAUCCGAAGUGGCUCUCCGGGUCCGACAGAUUGUCGAGAAAUACGUGGCAUGCAAGGACGGCGAGUGGCAGGAAGUCCAGCUGGCCUCGCCCUCGUUGAAAUUCAAGAUCGUCAGUGAAGCCAUGACCCAGUGCGGCCAGCCGCUCUCCAACGUUGACCUCACAAACACUCUGGACGUCAAGUCGCUGGUAACCGCCCUGUCCCAGAAGCGAAAGUCUUCCGAGUCGAUCUUCAGCAACACUGAUUCCGUUGCCGAGUACUUCGAAAACGGCGAUGCACAGCUUCCGGCCAACGUAUAUCUCAUGGAAAGCAUUCAGGGCGAGCCCCGUCCCCCGUACACCCCUCCUCCAAAGAAGUUCCACCCACACAAGCGCUGAAUGUCCUCAAUUACACUUUGUAUCACGCCACUGCGAUGCAAUAACUCGAUCCCACUCGAGCUCGCCAUCUCUGUUGUGUCCGCGAGCGCCACUCAUCGAUUCCCACUUCCAGCGGAUGCAAUCUGUGCAGCAAAAGACGAGCCCUCCAAGACGGACUUGCUGUCGAUAACUGGAGACAGCCACGAAGGCCAUGGCGAGUCACUCAGCUUUUGUAAAUGAACCACUCGAAUAUGUGUGCUAUUCCGAAUAUAAUCCUUCUGAACAGGA